CGACGACGCUGGAUUUAAGGCUCUUACCGGGGAAUAUUCGUUCUCUGUUUUCUUUCUCUCAAACCGUUUGAGAUAAAAGAAAGAAACAUAGAGAAAGGGAGGGGGCGAGGAAGGGGAAGAAGUGUCCCAAAAGGCAAUUAAUUCUUCUUUCCGUCCUAACCAUUUGUGUUUCUUUCUCUUUCUCUCUCUCUCUUUCUUUUCUCUCUGUUUUUUCCUGAAGGGAAAAAGGAAAAACGAAAAAGGUAAUAAAGAGCAGAGAAGAGGAGAGAAAGGGAAGGGAAUUUGGAACCCAAAAGGGAGAAAUGGACGGGAGAGAAGAGAUGAAGGGAUCCAAACCCAGGUUUCCUUUGAGCUUUUGGGAGGUGACGGUGGCUUCCACGGUGGUGAUGGCGUUUGUUUUGGGGCUUGUUGGCGUUUAUUUAACCAUGCCCGCAUCUGAUUAUAGCUUCCUCAAAUUACCCAGGAGCCUUGAAGAUCUUCAAAUCCUUAGAGAUCACCUUGAAACCUACACAAGUGACUACACCCUACAAGUCCUGGUGGGGUAUUGUGUAGUCUACAUUUUCAUGCAAACUUUCAUGAUUCCGGGAACUGUUUUCAUGUCAUUGCUUGCUGGAGCCCUGUUUGGAGUCUUCAAAGGCGUAGCUCUUGUUGUGUUCACUGCCACUGCUGGCGCUUCUUCUUGCUAUUUCCUGUCAAAAUUGAUUGGGCGGCCCCUUGUCUUUUCCCUCUGGCCUGACAAGCUGAGCUUCUUCCAAGCCCAGGUAGCUCAAAGAAGGGAGCGACUGUUGAACUACAUGCUUUUCCUAAGGCUUACUCCAACUUUGCCAAAUACAUUUAUUAAUGUUGCUUCACCUAUUGUCGAUGUGCCAUACCAUGUUUUCUUCAUGGCAACUAUUAUUGGACUCAUUCCUGCUGCUUACAUAACUGUCAGGGCUGGAAUAGCUCUUGGAGAGUUACAAUCUGUAGGGGAUCUUUAUGACUUCAACUCAAUUGCCACUCUUUUCCUCAUAGGGGUUGUCUCUGUCACACCUACGCUUAUGAGCAAAACCAAAUCAUAGCAUUUUAAUGGCUGAGCUUGCUUUGUACAUUGGGCUUCAAUCUUCUCGUAGCCAUUUGGGUUGCCACAACUUCUGUGCAGACUAGCAUAAAAUAAAUGCAAUGUGCUGCUGCUGUUUCUCUGGUUAGCGGAAUUCGUACUGGUUCUGCUGAUAUUGAAGAUGGUGAUCUGGCAAAGGUGUUAGUCAUCAAAUUCUUUUUCAUUGCAUUGUAUUUCUUUAACCAGUCUCAGGUUGGGCCUGUAUAGGGAGAGGAACAUGAGAAAAGUUGGGGGAAAGGCUGUUAUUUGUUUCAAUUUCAAUUUUAUUGGAAAGAAUAGUCUUCAGAGAAUCUGUAUAUCCUUUCUAGUGGUUCAUAUCAAAGAACAUGGUCUUUCUCGGUGUUUGUUGUGGAUU
Messenger RNA from Theobroma umbraticum, 1451 nucleotides. RefSeq names its product SNARE associated Golgi protein family. Lineage: Eukaryota; Viridiplantae; Streptophyta; Magnoliopsida; Malvales; Malvaceae. Gene Ontology annotation, biological process: autophagosome assembly. The record is from RefSeq and is a predicted model, not a curated record.